AUGACACACGGGACUAAAGCACUUGACGUCAGACUGCCGAAGAACAAACAGUUCGACAAUAUGGAUCGUAGGUCACAAGUUUUGACCGCCUUCCCUGCAGCAUCUAAAAACCCACCGCUGCGAUCACCUACUGGGCCUAAGACCAGCACUAAAGAUAAUGCCUUGGAGGAUGAGCUGCCGACAGAUAACACUCAGAGUGAAUUUGUCGCUCCUGAUUACGAGUUUGACCAGUUCGACAUGGAGUUGGGCGAUAAUAUAGGCAAGUUCGUAUGCGAUGGUCUUGAUGAGGCGACGCCAGGUGCCGCGGUUGAUCUUGUUGAUGACGAUUUCGAAAAUGAGUUGGGAACCUGUGCCUCUCAGCAAAUGACCGUCCAAGAGGCCCUCGACCGUGAAUACCGUGACAUUUCACGUCUGGGCAUAAUCCAGGUUGCCGGAGAUGAUCGUCUGGGUCGCAAGGUCAUCGUCUUUUCUGCCUGUAGACUACCCGCCAACGGCGGCGUUGAUCUUCAGCGGUUAUACGAGUAA
Molecule: messenger RNA, 525 nt
Organism: Dibothriocephalus latus
Lineage: Eukaryota; Metazoa; Platyhelminthes; Cestoda; Diphyllobothriidea; Diphyllobothriidae
Source: the annotation of a GenBank genome assembly